UCGGUCUUCACUUUCGCUUAAAGCGGACUUGUUUCUGCUCGGCUCGCAUCGGUUCAGCUGUCGUUUCGGCUGUCUUCGAUCUUAACAUUGUUUUUUUGUUGUUAACAAAGGCAGCAUUUUCAGUGACACAAAUUUAGAAAUUUCUUGGUAUUUUGCCUAAAAAGUGCGAACAAUGAAUUCUUUUAUUUCAUUUCUAGCAUGUUUCGCUAUGGCAAUUUUUCUGGCUCCCUCCCUCGGCUGGGCAGCUGAAAAGUCGGCUGAAAAGUCACCUGAAUCUAAAAAUGAUGAUGAAAUCAAAAUUUAUAAACGUCUAAUUCCCGCUGAUGUUCUUCGAGAUUUCCCGGGCAUGUGUUUCGCUUCAACUCGCUGUGCUACAGUGGAGCCCGGCAAAGCUUGGGAAUUGACACCAUUUUGCGGUCGCUCAACUUGUGUCCAAAAUGAGGAGAAUCCAGAGAAACUGCUGGAACUUGUCGAGGAUUGCGGUCCCUUGCCAUUGUCAUUGUCAAAUGAUAAGUGUAAGCUAGAUACCGAAAAGACAAAUAAGACGGCUCCGUUUCCCUUCUGUUGUCCUAUUUUCACAUGCGAGCCAGGGGUUAAAUUGGAAUAUCCCGAGGUAGAAAAGGAAGGCGACAAGAAGAACUAGGAAGCGUUGGACAUCAUUCUUUUUUGUUAUAUCGGCAAUUGUUUGCACCUAAGCACGUUUUUUAAUUCUCGCAUAGUAAGCUAAUUAAUAAAAAUGUUCACUGUCUCUUUGUAUU
Molecule: messenger RNA, 758 nt
Organism: Drosophila innubila
Lineage: Eukaryota; Metazoa; Arthropoda; Insecta; Diptera; Drosophilidae
Exons: 3
Coding region: 173-643 (156 amino acids)
Source: RefSeq, a predicted model, not a curated record